Molecule: messenger RNA, 3296 nt
Organism: Aureobasidium pullulans EXF-150
Lineage: Eukaryota; Fungi; Ascomycota; Dothideomycetes; Dothideales; Saccotheciaceae
Product: RNI-like protein
Exons: 2
Coding region: 352-3189 (945 amino acids)
Molecular function (GO): protein binding; protein-containing complex binding
Source: RefSeq, a predicted model, not a curated record
GCCCCUCUUGCAAGAGUCGUGAAGCGUGUCGGUCGUUGAGGAAAGGAAAUGGCCAGCCUUGCAGCCAGAAGUGACUAUUAGCAGCCAUCACCGUUUCUGCGCUUUCUUGUUUCAAAGCCAUACGGCCGCUGCUCCACCACAGGCACAGGCAUUCGACAGCAAUUGUCAAUCAUCCAGCUACACCGCCAUCCCCGCCGACCAGUGCCCGUGCACAGUCGAGCUCUCAAUUUCUGCGAAGCAUACUCCGUACAUUGCACGUACCAAAGUACGCAGUACUACCUUGGGCACGCGUGCUCGUCUCCUGCUUCCAUCCACCCCUCUCCCGCCGAGUGCAAGUGCCUGACCUGAACAAUGCGUCGGCACCAGCCUCCGUCCGCUCUGUCCUCCAGCGAUCCCCUAUCUCUCCUCCGCGCAUACGACCACGAAUCGAAUCCCAGUCGUCCAAUCCGCUCCUCGCCGCUGACGGCCUCGACCAUCCAUGGCCUACCGCUUGAGCUGACCGACCGCCUGCGCUCCUUCCCUCUCUUCGCCUCCGCCCCGGACUCCUUCCUCGCUGCCAUUGGGAAAUUCCUGCGCCCGCAACUCUUCCAGCCGCAUGAAUACAUCCUGACCGAAGGCGAUGACGCCAAAGCCAUGUACUGGCUGGUCCGCGGAUCGCUUAGAGUCACGUCAAGAGAUGGAGAGAGUACAUAUGCCGAACUGAAGCCUGGCGCCUUCUUUGGCGAGAUUGGCAUUCUGAUGGACAUCCCACGCACCGCUACCAUCAUUGCUCAGUUGCGGUCGCUGGUCUUGAAGCUGAACAAGGAAGACUUGCAAAAGGUCCUGCCAUCUUUCCCUACCGUCGAGCGCGCCAUACGUGACGAGGCCACGGAGCGCCUGGCUAUUCUCGAACGAUUGAAGAAGGAGCGCGUCACAGCACCUCCCACAUCUGGCUUACGCAAGCGCUCGCGUGAUUUUAUCGAACGCGAUGUCGACAUGCAGGACGUGGGUCUCCAAGAUGAUAGCAACAAGCGUCGCAAGUCUCCUAGUCCUAGCCUUGCAGAAGCAGCCGCCAACAGUGUCCUGGGAAACGCCAAUUUGACUGUCCGACAAAUUCUACAAGAACUACCCUUGUUCGCUGGUCUGCCGGCCGAGGUUCUUCAUUUCCUAGGCGUCAAUGCCCAGCCAUGUUCAUUUGGACCUUUUACAGAUAUCGUUACUCAAGGCUCACAGGGAAGAGACGUCUUUUUCCUUGUUCGCGGCGAGGUCGAGGUGGUGACUGAGACUCCUGGCAACAAGACCGAUGAGAUGACAGGAAAACAAUUACCUGUGCAGCGUGUACGAGCUCGUCUUAAGCCUGGCCAAUAUUUUGGCGAAGUCACCAGUCUGUCACUAGCGCCCAAGAGAACGGCUACCGUGCGAUCUAUCAAUAGCGUCGAGUGCCUGCGUAUCACAGGUCAAGUUCUAGAUGAGCUUUGGCGGAACUGGUCGUCAAACUUGCGCCAACAAGUCGAACAAGAAGCCAAACGUCGAUUGAAAGAAGUCGAAGACACAGAUAUCAUCUUGCCAGACGCCCCUUCUGCCGUCGAGGCUUUGUCCGCAUUGCCGCCAGAAGAUCAAUGGAAGAAGAGCGUGCCUACGGUCACUUUCAGCAAUACAGAGACCGAGAGCGCAAUCACACGAGACAUGUCUCCCGUGGCAGCUGAACCCAUGGAUCCCGAUCCUUUCUUCAGUAUCGAUAUUGACAAUGUGCGCGCGAAGUCAAGAAGAAGCUCUCUAGCGCCUCCCUCCCCAGAGCCUGUGAUGCACGACCCCACGCAUCGCCAACCUUCACCACCCUCCGCAGGCCGCGCUCUUCCAUCAUCUCCCUUGAAGCCGAGAACAUCCUUCUCUUCUUUAUCUCCUGCAUCCGAAACCCGGCGACCUAUCAGCAGACGCCCCAGUGUAUUUGGAAGACCCUCCAGCCGGUCAGGACGAGGCCCCCUCCCAGAUUCCGUUCUUGCCAAGGUCUUCAAGAAUCUUGAUCUGCCUGAUCUGAUGCGUCUCAGAUUGGUUUCUCCACACUGGACUCGUCUGCUUACCACAAGUCCGCACAUCAUUCAGGAUCUCGACCUCUCACGUUACAAUCGCCGUGUCACAGAUCAUGUUUUGAAAGAGGCCAUUUGUCCCUUUGUAGGAUCUCGUGCAUGGCACGUCAACAUAAACAACUGUUUCCAUGUAACCGACGACGGCUUCGCCGCACUGGUAGAAUGCUGCGGCGAAAGUGUGCGUAGCUGGAGGAUGCGCAGUGUGUGGGACGUCACUGGCCAAAGCAUUCUGGACCUUGUCAGUCGUGCCAAGCGUCUAGAAGACAUUGACCUCAGCAACUGCCGUAAAGUCGGUGAUAAUCUCCUAGCGCGGAUUAUUGGCUGGAUUGUACCGCAGCCACCCCCUGGUCAGGCAGCGCCUUUGCUUCCUCCUGUGGCUUCAUCAUCACGCCGCCCUACAACGAAACGCGGCAACAGUAAUGUAGUGGUUCCACAGGUAGACCAGCCUGUUCCGGGCACUGUUGUUGGAGCCCCAGGGCUCAAGCGAUUGACACUGAGCUAUUGCAAACACGUGCAAGAUAGGAGUAUGGCACACAUAGCUGCACACGCAGCGAACCGACUCGAGAGCAUUGACUUGACGCGUUGCACUUCAGUCACGGACCAAGGCUUCCAACACUGGGGUCUGUACAACUUCCCGCGAUUGCGAAAGCUUGUCCUGGCCGACUGCACAUACUUGACCGAUCAGGCGAUCGUAGGCAUCGCGAACGCCGCUCGAGGGCUCAAGGAGCUCGAUUUGUCUUUCUGCUGUGCGCUCUCGGACACAGCAACCGAAGUCCUCUCACUAGGCCUUACUCACCUCACACAUCUCGAUCUUGCAUUCUGCGGCUCAGCAGUCUCCGACUCAAGUCUUCGCUGCAUCGGUCUUCAUCUUCUCGAGUUGGAGUAUCUCUCCGUCCGCGGAUGUGUCCGAGUCACAGGUCAAGGUGUCGAAAGCGUGGUAGAUGGCUGCCCUCAUCUACAACUAUUCGAUGUCAGUCAAUGUAAGAACCUUCUGCCUUGGCUACGAGGGGGUGGCGUACAAGCCGUCAGACAGAGAGGCUGCAAGGCCAGAUUUGAAGUCGUGGCCGACGGAUCAUGGCGUGGCAGUGGUGAAGCGUACAAGGGGUUGCAUUGCUCAAUUUAAGCGAGUUGGACGUUCUUUUUAUCAUUGAGCAUUUGGGAGGAGUUUUGAUCUUGGAUGUGUUAUAUGUAUGCGUUCUAGCGAUCAUGAUGUUUUUUUUUGCAAAUUGA